AUGGCGUUUUGCGAUUUGACGAGCAUAGCGAUUUUAUUUUGCGUCACAUUUUCCAUACACAACGCAGCCGGCGCUUCAAGUGCUAAUGGCGAUAAAGAACUUGGCGGGCGCAUUAUCAAUGGCACCUUGGCCAGCUUAGAUGCCACCAAACAUCAGGUGUCAAUCAGAAGGCGUAGUGUCGAUCAAUUUUACUUUGGUGCUGGACACAUUUGUGGUGGUUCGUUAAUUGAACCGAAUGUGGUGCUAUCAGCGGCGCAUUGUUUUGUGAAUCAAGAGAUCAAUAAUGGCUCCUAUCGUUCUGCCGUUGAGUUUGUCGUUGUUGCGGGUACUUUGGACCGUUUUGUGCGCACGGAAAAUACGCUCCACUUCGAUAUUGCGCGUAUCGUUUUCGGCAUAGAUGUUUUCAAUGCAUCCACAUAUGAGAAUGAUAUUGCGGUAGUGUUUUUAAAUGCCUCUGUGCCUGAGCGGCAUCCUACUAUUGAAACAAUUGAAAGAGCUAGAACGCCGGUAGCGGCAGGUACCGUCUGUCAGGCAACCGGUUGGGGACGAACCGAAAAAGGAACUUUGGCAUCUGAGUUAUUAUCGGUUAAUUUACCCAUCAUUGAUUUCAACACCUGCCGAAAUGAGAGUAACUUUGAUGAGGGUCUCGUACGCGAGGGUAUGAUCUGUGCUGGUUACAUGAAUGGCGAACGUGAUGCCUGUGACGGCGAUUCGGGUGGUCCGCUGGUCUGUAAUAAGCAACUGACCGGUAUUGUUUCAUGGGGCAUCGGCUGUGCUCAACCUCGUUUGCCUGGCGUUUACACCGAUCUUGUCUACUGGGCAAACUGGGUGGAUAAUGUAACGGAAAGCAGUGGAAUUGUAAAUAACGGAACGAGUACUGGUAAUAGUACUAAUACGGGCGGUAACAGCACGAGACCUGGUAACAGCACUGGUUCUGGUAAUAGCACUGGUUCUGGUAAUAGCACUGGUGGCGGUGGUAGUGGUGGUAGUGGCGGUAGUGGCGGCGGUGCUAUGUCCACCUUCACUCAUUCUGCUGUGAUGCUAACAAUGGUGGUCGCUUGGACUACAGUGAUGAGUUAUUUCUGUUAA
Molecule: messenger RNA, 1089 nt
Organism: Rhagoletis zephyria (snowberry fruit fly)
Lineage: Eukaryota; Metazoa; Arthropoda; Insecta; Diptera; Tephritidae
Product: trypsin eta-like
Biological process (GO): proteolysis
Molecular function (GO): serine-type endopeptidase activity
Source: RefSeq, a predicted model, not a curated record